Molecule: messenger RNA, 1287 nt
Organism: Adineta steineri
Lineage: Eukaryota; Metazoa; Rotifera; Eurotatoria; Adinetida; Adinetidae
Source: the annotation of a GenBank genome assembly
AUGUCUUUUCUACAUUUGGCAUCUACUGCCAAUUCGUCGUCAUCAUCAACACCAUCAUCUUAUUUACAUGUAAAUAGUAAUGGUGGAGUAUCAACAAUACCAUCAUCAUUAAAUUCAAAUUCAGCAUCUCUACUUGGAUCUAUUGGUAGUGGAAAACAAUGGACAGCAAUUGGACAGCCAACAUCAUCAACAUCAACGUCAUCAUUAUCAUCAACGUCAACGUUAGCACAACAAUUAUUAAUGAAACAACCAAAUCUUCUUAAUCUUCAUCAAUCAUCAUCACAUUUUGAUGGUAUUCUUGGAUCAUCACCUCAAACACAAAUGGAAAAAAAUUUUGAAUUACAACAAGAAGAUUUUCCACCAUUACCUCAUCGAAAUAAUUUUCAUGAACCAAUAUCAUCUUCAACUAGUAAUAUUCAACCACUUUAUCAAAAUCAUCAAACAAUAGCAAAUGGAUAUAGUUCAUCACAACAUUCACAAUCGCAAUCACCUAUUUCAUUUAAAACAUCAAUUGAUACAUUAAAUACACUGAUAAGUCGACAUCAAGCAUCUACUAAUAAUAAAUCAAUGUCAUCAUCAUCAUCGGGAGCAGCGCCAACAUCGCAAAUAUCAAUUCCAUCGUCGACCGUAAUAAAUACAAAUGGUUUACCAUCAACAACAAUAACAGAUCAAUAUGGUCUUGUUGGUCUUUUACAAAUGAUUCAACAUGCAGAAAAAAAUCCUGAUUCUUCAAUGUUGCUUAAUUUUGAUUUAACGACACUUGGACUUAGUAUGGAAAGUCCAAAUGAUUUACAUCCAUCAUUUGUUUCUCCAUUUUCUGAUAAUCAAGGUCGAGCAUAUGAAAUUGAUUAUCAAGUACCAGUUGAAUAUCAAAUGGGUAUGCAAAUACGUGAAAAAUUACCUCAAGUGAAUUUUUCAACAUUAAAUGAAGAUACAUUAUUUUUUUUAUUCUAUUUAUUUGGUAAUGAUUAUGUGCAAUUAUCAGCAGCAACUGAAUUAUAUAAACGUGAUUGGCGUUAUCACAAAGAAGAACGUAUAUGGUUAACAAGAAUAAAAAAUAUUAUGCCUGAUCAAAAAUAUGAUACGUAUGAAAUAGGUGUUUAUUGUGUAUUUGAUGUUCAACUUUGGCGUAAAACACAUAAAACUAUGCGAAUUGAUUAUGAUAAACUCGAUGGUCCAGUAUUGAAACAACAACAACAACAACAACAACCAGAUUUACUUACAUCAAAAUUUAUUCAACAACAAUAUGCGCCUGUAACAUCAUAUAAUACAAAUUCAUCGAGAUAG